CUCUUCUUUAGCCGCCUCCCACAGCCUCCGAUUCAAAACAAAACCCUAACGCCGAAAAAACAUUAGCUCAGAAGAAGGUUUGGCAAUGGAAGCAGGUCUCGGAUCUCGGAAACGGAAGCAUCAGUCAUUGAAAUCCGGUGGCAUUUUCACUCGAAGCAACUCGCAGAUUUAUGUUCGCCGACGCAGAUCUGGUUACGCUCGAGCCGACUCCGUUCGAACCAGUAAUCCUAUCUUGUCGCUUGAAGCGACAACGAACUCACCGAUGGACCAAGAUCCGUGGGGAUGCACGGCUCAUCCAAUUACAAGUGAAGUCUUAGUCAAGGAUCUUCGCGUGAGGAGGAUAUUUUCUCCUAUGACGGUUCCAGAAGAGGAUUUAAGUGUCGGAGCAGUCGAUUUGAAAGCAGAUUUUGAUGUUCGUAAGACGAAUGAUGGAAACCCCAACGUGUCUUCUUCUGAAGGUGAUCCUGGUCAUUGUGAUUUGGGGGUUUCUAGCUCUGUUGUCAUCGAUCCGAAGCCUAGAUUGCAAAAUAUUGUGGAUUCUUUUCUGGUAAGCGAGAACAAUGUAAUGGAAGCUGAUGCGUUUGUUAAGACGCCACCAAGAGUCUCAGAUUCCGACCAAAACAAUGUCGCUGCCGAAAAUAAUGGUGUCAUUUCUAUUCCAAACGAAGUCGGCCAAUCAUCGCUGACGAGUUCGCGUAGCAAGAAGAAGGUGUUCAUAAAUAGGGGCUCAUAUAAUAGCUAUAGAAGGUUGCUCCCUUAUCUAACGGACAUAGGAACAGAUGAUUCUCCAAGUUUCGAGAUAGUUGAGGCCACAAUGACCAAACAACAGAAAUCAAGUACCAUUGUUCCUAACAUGGUUGCCUAUAAAGAUAAAGAUAUCGAUACAGUAUCCAAUCUUGACAGUUUGGCAGAUUGUGCAUUUAAAAGCCAGGAAGAUGCUGUCAGUGACACAUUGGAUGAGUGUGAGCAGACGACACCACCAGAUUCAAUAUCAGCAUCCAAGAUGGCACUUAAACAAUCUUCUAGAAUGAAGAUGCUGCAAACUCCAACAUCAUUUAGUCAUAGAAGAUUGCUUCCAUACUUGAUGAGUGUUUCAGAACCUGAGAAAACCUCAGAGGAAAACCAACAGAAUAUUAGUAUCUCCUUACAAUCAACCACUGUAAAUGAGAAAUCAGAUUCUCCUAUUCCUACUUUGACUCCAGUCAAAGCACCAUUUGAAAGCAUAACAACAAUUACUCCAGUUUCAAAUGACAAUCUUGUGGAUACUCAUGGACCAGAUACAAAGUUGACCGAGUCAACUUCACAUUCAGAGAUGAAAUUACAAGCUGAAGCUGACAGUUUGAUGAAGCUGGAACAUGAAUCACCUAUUAAAGAUCUGAAAUUAGUCGAAGUAACAACUUCUAAUCUUGAAAUUGUGCCAAGUGUUGAUACAAAUGACAAUCAGAAGGCAGUUAAUGGAAGCACACAUGAAUCUUUAUUGCAGAUUGCACCACUAAAUUCUCCCCUAAUUAAUCGGGAUAGAAAUGGGAUUUUGAAAAGAACCCCAAGAGGAUGCAGAGGGAUUUGCAACUGUUUGAAUUGCACAUCUUUUCGUCUGCAUGCAGAAAGAUCAUUUGAGUUUUCAAGAAACCAAAUGCAUGAUGCUGAAGAGGUUGCAUUGGAGCUCAUCAAUGACAUGAAUUCUCUCAGGAACAUUCUGGAAAGAACUGGUGGUGAUUCUAAUGAGGUGAAAGAAGUGUUUGCAAAAGCUUUGUAUAAGGAAGAAGUAGCAAGGGCAAAAUUGGCACAAAUGAAUGAAGAUUUAAGUAAUCAAUGUAGAAGCAUGGGAAAGUAAAAAACAUUCAUUUCUUUCUCUUCUUACUAUGAAAAAAAUAAAUAAUGAAAC
This is a messenger RNA of Lactuca virosa, 1885 nucleotides long. The record is from the annotation of a GenBank genome assembly. Lineage: Eukaryota; Viridiplantae; Streptophyta; Magnoliopsida; Asterales; Asteraceae.